AUGCCGCGGGCCGAGGCCGAGGCCGGGACGCUCGGGGCUGAGGAGCCGCUGUCGCCGCUCGCCCGGCAGCGGAUGCAGGAGCACACACCUAAAGAAAACCCCAGUAUGAACUAUGUGUCAGAAAAAGCUGAACGAAGAGCAGUUUUCAGAAAACAAGUGAAAGUUCUUCUCACCCCGUUAUCCAUGGAAGAAGAGAAACGUAACAAACGUCCGCCCCAGAAACGCUUACUAGAAAAGUUUUCUAGUAAUGAAGGGCCUUCAGAAAGAGAACCAAAAGUCAAAAAAUCCCGUGGUGAUCCCACAAGUCAGCAAAUAAGAGAUGUAUCCUAUAAGGCUUCUUCCAGUCCACGAGGAGUAAUCCCCAGUAUGUCUUCACUUCAUAAUACAACUAGCAUGGUGUCACCCACAAACACCUCAGUUACAGUUGAUCAUGAUUCAGAAAACAAUUGGGAUACAGACAGUGAAGGAAGUAAUUCCAAUGUCUCUUAUCUGGAUGGAUCUUCACAGCUGUCAGCCUAUGAAAGAAAAAGACUAAAGAACAUUACAGAAAAUGCUAAUUUUUUUGCUUCUCUAAAGCUGCUUGAGUCAGCUGCAAGACUUCGCAAAAUGGCAACCAAAGGACAAUCUCAUGGAAUCAAAAGAGUUAAGCCCAAAAAGACAGAAGCUGAGACAGUACGUCGAAGAUCUAUGCGCUUACAAAGAGUAGAUCCAUCAGGAGUUCCAUUGCCAGAAAUUCCAGCACAGCCAGAACCAGUAAUUGAUGAAUAUCCUCAGUUGCCACCUGGACCUCUUCCAAUGGUACCUGCAAAUCAGAGUAAGAGCAGUGAAUUAACGGACGCAUUUCUGGAUACAUGGACAAAGAUAAGUCAGAUAAACCCUAAUGAUACCGAAAAACACAUAUGUAACUUAGAAAGAUACAAAGCCAGUCUGAGUCAUAUGAUCCUGAGUGAAGAUGCUGUUACAAAAGUUGUCAAAAAUAGAAUAUAUUCUGUGGCUAUCCAUCCUUCUGAAAGCAGGACCUUGGUGGCAGCUGGAGACAAGUCUGGACAGAUUGGUCUUUGGGAUUUGAACUCUAAAUCUGAAGAUGGAGUAUAUGUCUUUAUACCACAUAGUCAACCAGUAAGCUGCAUGUAUUUUUCUCCAUUUAAUCCUGUUCAUCUGCUAUCCCUGAGCCAUGAUGGAACAGUACGAUGUGGCGAUGUUACCAGAGCUGUCUUUGAAGAGGUGUACAGAAGUGAAGAAAACGGCUUUUCUUCCUUUGACUUCUUGGCAGACAAUGCCUCCACGUUGGUGGUAGGACAGUGGGAUGGUGACGUGGCUAUUGUGGACAGACGGACACCAGGAACUUCUUCUGAACUUACUGCAAACAUUAAUUCAAAGACAACAAGAACUGUCCAUGUUCAUCCAGUGAACAGACAGUAUUUCAUUGCUGCUGGUGCAGUGAAUGUUUGCAUUUUUGAUGCACGAUACCUGAAGUCUAAUGGAAACAAGCCCAUAAGCUUUCUCAGUGGACACACAAAGAGUGUUGCUUCUGCCUAUUUCUCACCUAUUACUGGUAACAGAGUGGUAACAACAUGUGCUGAUGAUAUGUUGAGAGUCUAUGAUACCAGCUCUUUAUCCUCUACGAUUCCUGUUCUCACUGCUGUCAGACAUAACAAUAACACAGGACGGUGGUUAACUAGGUUCAGAGCAAUAUGGGACCCUAAACAGGAAGACUGUUUUGUGGUUGGCAGUAUGGCACGCCCAAGGCAAAUAGAAAUCUUCCAGGACACUGGUGAACAGUUGCACUCUUUUUAUAACGUAGAUUACCUUGGCUCUGUUUGUUCCAUCAAUGCCGUGCACCCUACAAAGAAUAUCUUAGUGGGUGGUAACUCCAGUGGUCGUCUCCACGUUUUCAAGGAUUGAAAAGGUUGCUGAAUUUUUUUCCUACAUAAAGUAUGUUUGUUUCUCAGGACAAAAAUAUGCAUUAAAAGGUUUUAAAUUA
Emys orbicularis (European pond turtle) is the source of this 1984-nucleotide messenger RNA. It is a transcript of the gene WDR76, whose product is annotated as WD repeat domain 76. Gene Ontology annotation, biological process: regulation of DNA damage checkpoint. The transcript has 13 exons. The coding region runs from base 1 to 1905 and encodes 634 amino acids. The record is from RefSeq and is a predicted model, not a curated record. Gene Ontology annotation, molecular function: protein binding; DNA binding. Gene Ontology annotation, cellular component: nucleus. NCBI's taxonomy places the organism in Eukaryota, Metazoa, Chordata, Testudines, Emydidae.